Molecule: messenger RNA, 2272 nt
Organism: Dicrocoelium dendriticum
Lineage: Eukaryota; Metazoa; Platyhelminthes; Trematoda; Plagiorchiida; Dicrocoeliidae
Source: the annotation of a GenBank genome assembly
GCAAAUCAGCAUGGCUCACAACUACACAAGUCUGCAGCACGCUCAAACAGCAGUUCGGAUGGCAGGAUAUGAGAUCGCCCGCAACCGCAUGCCAGACUCAAUUGGGCCUUUGAUAUUUGUCAUCCACGGGGACGGGAAUGUGGCGCGAGGCGCCAAGGACAUCUUGAAUUGCAUGCCUGUACGAUACAUCCAAACCGACAAGUUACAGGAAACUGCGAUGAAUGGUGAUAAGAAUGUCAUAUACGCUUGUGUGGUCACCGUCGCGGAUUACAUGGAACACUUGGACUGUAAACCUUUUGUCUACUCUGAAUACCUGGAACAGCCUGAAAGAUACAGGUCAACAUUUAUUGACAAGAUUGCACCUUACAUGUCAGUACUCCUAAAUUGUACAUAUUGGGAUGAACGAGUCGAUCGAAUUUUAACGAGGGAGAACGUAAAAAGGUUGAAAACUGUUCGUCCUUCCGUAGAAGGAAGUCCGCUGGACGGAGCCUGCCCGACUUUACCCCACCGACUACUGGCAAUCUGUGACAUAUCUGCCGAUCUCAAUGGAUCAGUGGAAUUCACUGAUCGAUGUACCACCAUCGACGCGCCGUUCGUGCUGUACGAUCUGCAAACAGAAAACACAACGACCGGGUUUGUCGGGGACGGUGUUCUCAUGUGUUCCAUUGACAAUAUGCCCACGCAAUUGCCAGUUGAAGCGAGCGAACACUUUGGCAAUGUGCUGUUCCCCUAUUUAUCAGAAAUGAUUAAAUCAGAUGCCAGUAAGCCGUUCAACGAAUUCAUCGGGGGACCAGAGGUAAAAAAUGCAGUGAUUACUUCAAACGGCCAGCUAACUCCGAGAUACGCGUAUAUAGACAAGUUGCGGAUUACACGCAGAGCUACAAGCCACCACUCGUCCUCUGGAGAAGCUAGAAAAAACGUCCUCGUACUUGGUGCCGGUCAUGUGGUGCCACCAUUGCUGGAGUAUUUGAAUCGCGACAAACACACUUAUUUGACUGUUGUGUCCAAUUCGCAAGAGGAGUUAUCUACCAUCAGCUCUCAGUUCACAAAUCUGACAAUGCGAAAGUUGGAUGUGCUGAAGGAUAAAGAAAAACUGGGGAAGCUGAUGCGAGAACAUGACUUGGUCAUCAGCAUGGUGCCCUGGAAAUUUCAUCCGACGGUUGUAAAGGAGUGUAUUAAACAGAGACGGAAUCUACUCACUGCCAGUUACUGCACACCGGUGCUCAAAGAGUUGGAACACAGCAUCCAAGAAGCAGGGAUAACAGCAUUUAUGGAAAUAGGUUUGGAUCCUGGAAUCGAUCACCUGUUGACAAAGGAGUGUGUCGACGAUGUGAAACAGAAAGGUGGUCGAUUGCUCUCUUAUCGGUCAUACACAGGCGGAUUACCGGCGCCGGAGAAUUCAGACAAUCCAUUGCGUUACAAAUUCAGCUGGAGUCCAGAAGCUGCACUAUCAACCGUGCUGAACGGAGCGAAAUAUUUGGAAAACGGAAAGAUCAGAGAAAUUCCAGCCGAUGGUAGCUUGAUGAAGGCUGUUGCUCCAAUGUCCAUAUUCCCUGCACUCAACCUGGAAGGUUAUCCGAACAGGGACUCAAUACGUUACAUCGAUUUGUACGGACUUGAGGAUUGCGAGACCGUGAUCCGGGGAACUUUACGAUAUGGAGGAUAUGCAGAAGCCAUGACGUUUCUACUCAGUCUCGGCUUACUCAAUGCGGAUCCCCAAGUCGACUUGCAGCCCGGAUCGCCACGAUUGUCGUGGCGACAGCUGAUGUGUCGAAAGCUAUCACUGAAUGAACAACUUCGUGGGGAACAACUCAAGUAUGCUGUGAUGCAGAAGGUCAGUGGAGAUCACAAGAAAUUUGAAUGCUUGAAUGAUCUUGGAUUGCUAUCUGAAGAUGCGGUAGCACAAGCGAUAACUCCGCUGGCGAGCAUUUCAUUGAAACUUUCCAAAUUUCUGGAAUACGGACAAAAUGAACGCGAUCUGAUCGUGAUGGCACACGAGAUGAUCAUCGACUGGCCCAAGCGCAGGCAACGUGAACAGCGGAAAGUGAAUCUGGUCGUAUAUGGAAACCCCGGUCAGGGCAAAGCUGGUCUUGCCAUGUCCCGUACAGUGGGUCUACCCGCAGCUAUCGCGGCCAAGAUGAUUCUUGAAGGAAAAGUGACUGACAAGGGCAUAGUACUGCCCCUCAAGCCGCAGAUAUACAAACCAAUUCUUCAGGAACUCAAUGCGGAAGGAAUUCAGGCGCAAGAAACAUCAUGCUUCACUGACGCAUAG